Gasterosteus aculeatus aculeatus (three-spined stickleback) is the source of this 3646-nucleotide messenger RNA. RefSeq names its product hyaluronidase 4 (gene hyal4). Gene Ontology annotation, molecular function: hyalurononglucosaminidase activity. The record is from RefSeq and is a predicted model, not a curated record. Gene Ontology annotation, cellular component: cytoplasmic vesicle. Gene Ontology annotation, biological process: carbohydrate metabolic process; hyaluronan catabolic process. NCBI's taxonomy places the organism in Eukaryota, Metazoa, Chordata, Actinopteri, Perciformes, Gasterosteidae.
CGAAUUACAAGCUCUCUCUCUCUCUCUCUCUCUCUCUAUCCGUUUCUCCCCCCUCUCUCGCUCCCUCCCUCUCCCUCUCCUUCCCGUAUAUAAGGGUUGAUGGCUGGCUUGUGUUUCAGACUCCUCACCAGGAACCAAGGCGACUGGUCAGACCACGUACGGCGCAGUGGGCCACCAUGACCCCCGCGGUGACCCCGGAGCAGAGACCCCCACCCCCCUCUCCAAUGGACUGCUAAUUAUACAUCUACAGGAUGAUUGACAGCUGCUCCUCCUGAUCCCCAGGAUGCAUGUGGUGCCAGAGGCGUCUUCCUCCCACCACGUCGUACCCAUCGCCCUCACCUGCUCCUGGCUGCUCCUGCUCUUCCACGCCGCCUUUUGUCAGAAACCCGCCAAGCUGCCUCUGAUUGGCCGGAAGCCGUUCAUCGCCGCCUGGAACGCCCCCCUGGACAUGUGCACCAUCAAGUACAACGUCACCACCAACGCCCACCGCCUCUUCCACAUCCACGGCAGCCCGCGCGCCAACUGGACAGGCCAGAACGUCACCAUCUUCUACGCCAACCGGCUGGGCUACUACCCGCACUACACGCCGCAGGGCGCCGCCGUGCACGGCGGCCUGCCACAGAACAGCAGCCUGGACCUGCACCUGUUCAAGGCCUACCAGGACAUCAACCACUUCAUCCCCUCGGAGGACUUCCGCGGCCUGGCCGUGAUCGACUGGGAGUUCUGGCGGCCCCAAUGGUUCCGUAACUGGGACAAGAAGGACAUCUACCGGUGCAAGUCCAAGGAGCUGACCGCCAGGGCCUACGUCAACGUGACGGCAGCGCAGGUGGAGGAGCUGGCGCGGCGGCGGUUCGAGAAGAGCGCCAAGGCGUUCAUGCAGAGGACUAUCCAGCUGGGGACGCGCCUUCGCCCCAACGCACUCUGGGGGUUCUACCUCUACCCGGACUGCCACAACUACAAACUGCACGAGCAGAACUACACAGGCUUCUGCCCCCCGGUGGAGGGGCAGAGGAACGACGAGCUGCGCUGGCUGUGGAACAGCAGCACGGCGCUCUUCCCCUCCGUGGCCUUCAGGAAGACUCACACCAACAGCGUGGGAAACCUGCGCUUCUCCCAGCACCGGAUCCGCGAGUCGCUCCGCAUCGCCUCGCUGACCUCCAGGGAGUACGAGCUCCCCACCUACGUGUACCUGAGGCUGGGCUACCGGGACGAGGCCAUGGCCUUCCUCACCAUGAAGGACCUGAUCUACACCAUCGGCGAGAGCGCUGCUCUGGGAGCGGCGGGCUUCGUCAUCUGGGGCGACCUGAAUCUGACCUCGUCCAGACACAACUGCACCAAGGUGAAAGGCUUCCUGAGCCGCCGCCUGGGCCAGUACAUCACCAACGUGACGCGGGCCGCCGAGUUCUGCAGCGACUUCCUGUGCCGGGGCAACGGCCGCUGCGUCCGCCGGGACCCGCUUUCCCGCCACUACCUCCACCUGAGCGCCGACAGCUACCGCAUCCGGCCCGCCGGCGACGAGGACUUCGCCGUCACCGGGUGGCACUCGGAGCACGAGCAGCGGCUGCUGGCCCGGAGGUUCCGCUGCCACUGCUACGAGGGCCACGAGGGCGAGCGCUGCGACAGCGUCAACGAAGUGAGGGAGGACGACGGGCCGCUUGGGGGGGAGGGAGACGAGGACGAGCAGGAGAGGCGGAGGACGGAGUGGGAGGACGAGCAGGGGGAGCGGUGGGAGGCGGGGGAGGGCGAGGCGCCGCCGACCGGCUGCAGCGUUCCCGUGACGCUGCUGAUGCUCCUGCUGGGCCUGUCGACGGCGUCCCUCUGAUGAAGGAUAGACAGCUGUGUACAGAUGUUACCUUUCAACCCCUCCCUGACUGAAGGUGUCCCCGUUAAGGUGAAGAUCUGAGGCGGUGUGGUUGUCUUGUCAGAUUUGUUCAGUGAUUUAAAUGCAAAACGAUUCUAACAUGCUCAUAACAGCUGUUUCAACAGCUGGUGAUUUAUUUCCUCUUGUUUUCACUCCCAACUCACCUGUGAAACCGUCCUCGGCCAAGCGGUCAGAGCCGCCAUUCCAGGAAUUAAGGAAUCAGGAAACAUUUAUUACCAAAAUGUGUCAGACAUACAAGGAAUUUGACUUGGCGAAACGACAAUGGACAACAACACAGAUAAGACAAGUGCCGUAAGUAAGGUCUUUGAGAGAAAGACUAUUUACCCAGGAGGCCGCUGCUCGCAUCACGUGUGAAAACUGAGAGGCCAACGCCGCCGUCAAUCAUUCCAUUUGAAGGGUUCAUCCUCUGGAGAACCAUGAAUCUCUGCUCAUCCUGGCAAGUUCUGAGGGGUUAUGGUUAGAGAAACUUCAGCGGAUCAAAAGACGUUAACACAACCUGGGGGGAGGGGGGGGGGGCUUUUAAAAACGAUCGUCAGUAACACACGUAAAAACCUUUUUGAGAAGUUUGAUGGCACUUUACCACACACACACAGACACACACACACACACACAGGGAACUAAAAGGGUUCUCUGUUUGGAUCGGUGUCGCUGCAGGAUGAUCCCUGUGAAGGAAGCCAGAAGGAGAAAGGCGAAGAGCUGUGUCCUUGUCUACAUAGAUGUGUGUAGAGGUUGGUUUUACGUCACAGGAUACGAACGUCACCGCAUGUCAGCCCAGAUGAAUCAAACCCGCGGACAGUUCUCCGUGUCUGCCGCUGAUGCACACGACCGUAGGUACGACAAGCACACUGAAAAGGACGAAAAAGACGCGCAAACAGCAGUUGAAUGUGACUCGGAGGCUCGUUGACAUAAGAAGGAUCAUCUGGCACAAAGGCUUAGAGAGAGAUGACCGAUGCUGACUGAAUGCAGGUUAAAAAAACAUACUUGACGACAAUCGUUUGCAUUUAGAAAAAAACACGUGGUUUACGUUUGAAAUGAAAAUAGAACAAAAAAUGCAACAGAACUGGUCGUGUUUGGCUUAAAGAAAGGUAAACAUGUCCCAGACCCUUCGUGGAUUUUGAUUAGAAGUUUAUUUGUGACAAACCAAUGUUGUUUGGAGGAAACAGUUACGUUGAAUGAGAGCAGACGUUCUAAAUGCACUUUUCUAUAAUUCUUUGCUAAAUUAAAAAGCAAUGAGUUCCACAGCAGUUGUUUUACGUUAAAUUAAGUUGAAUGUUUGAUGUUUGAUAGACGUUGGAUGAUUGCACACUGAUUAUUAACAGUUCCUUUGACCACAACGUCGAUCUUCUGCUGACCUAAACUUUGCCAAACAUUCACCGUAGAUGAGGAUCAUUCUUCAGACAAAUAAGACUUGUGUGGGUCAAAUAUGAGAGGGGGACUCUCAUCCAGCAGAUCGCUGUUCAUGUCCCUUAUGUAACCAAAAGUUGACUUUACAUUAGUUGAGCGAUGGCGUUAACGUACCAUCAGGCAUGCUGUUUGCUAACGACACGUGUUUAUUCAGGCUAGUUGGGUUUCUGUAACAUUCAGCAUCGACCUCGAUCCAGAGUGUUCAUCUCAAAACCGACUCUUCCGGGAAAUAACAGUUUCCUGCACUUCCCUGUUUGAAGUUUUUCUUUUGAAGAUUGUGAAGCUAAAAUGCAAAACGAGGACUGUGCAACACAUGCAAAUGAAUGUAAAUUCACUGCAAAUAAAGACUUUUCUUCAGUA